UGGAUUUCAAUGCACACCAAAAUGAAUAUAUGCCAUUUGGUGAAUGUGGGGAUGUGAAAGAGGAUAUAAGCAAAUGGGGUAAUGGUUUUCCAACAACUCUAUGCUGUCGAAAUGCACUGACCCUUCUGUCAGAUGCCAUGGCGUCACAAGCCCGUAACAGAACAGGACAAGUGUUCCUUUCUCAAGAACAAUGGCAGAGUUGCAACAAAUCAUUUCAUCCACAACAAGGGAUGUCACUGUCUUCAUGUGGAUUUGAUAAUAUUUACUUUGGUAGCUCUAAAUGCUCCAGCUCAACUUUGCUAUAUGUUCAGAACUUGCAACCGUACACUGAUGCAUUGAACCAAUGCAGCCACUUCGAUCAUUCGCUUGAUGUGUCGUGUGCAGAAUGUACAGGUGCAAUAUUGAACCUGAGAGAUGAUUUGUAUCAAAAACUAAUCGACAAGGACAACAACGACACUGAGAGAGCCAUAUGUGGCGUAGCAGCUCUUGUUUCUGUUGCAGCCGAACAAAAAGAUGACCCUUUCCUUGCAGACAAAUUCUUGCGCUGCUUGCCACCUCCAUCAGUAAAUAUAAAGAAAUCAUCAGGGAAGAAACUUGUGUUGGGAGCAUUGGUGGUAGCUAUCGUAGCAUUAUUGGUGAUUGUUUUUGUGGUAAAAUGUGUAUCGAAGAAGAAGCCUAUUAAGAAGAAGCAUGUUCAAUUGAAACAGAUAACUACUUGGUCUGGAUUGUACUGGUUCACAAAAACUGAAAUUGAAAAUGCAAUGAAUUUUGAAGACGAAAAGAUAAACCUUGGACGUGGUAGUGCAGGUGAGGUGUAUAGAGGCGUUUUGCCUAGUGGUCAAGUUGUAGCCAUCAAGCAUUUGAUAAAGAAUAACACCUCUAGUUCUGAUUCUUUCACCCGAGAACUCGCUGGUCUUUCGAGGCUUCGUCACCCAAACCUUGUUUGCUUGUUUGGUUGUUGCAUGGAAGAUGGUGAGAGAUAUUUAGUCUACGAAUUUUGCGCCAAUGGAAAUCUUGCUCAACAUCUCUUGAGAAGAGACAGCCAUUUGACAUGGGAAACAAGAGUGAGGAUUUUGAAAGAAUGUUCAUUUGCACUUAAGUACCUUCAUCAACAUAUAGAGGGUUGUGUCGUCCAUCGAGAUAUCAAGCUUACGAACAUUCUUUUGACUGAGAAAUACGAAGCCAAACUGUCGGAUUUUGGUUUGUCGAGGAUGAUGGGGAUGGAAGAGAGCAAGGUUUUUACUGAUGUUAGAGGAACCAUAGGUUACAUGGAUCCGGAGUACAUGAGCAAUGCAAAGUUAACAUGUGCAAGUGAUGUAUAUAGUUUCGGAAUUGUUGCUUUGCAAAUUCUGUCUGGACAGAAAGUCAUAGAAUUGGAUCUUGAUGCUAGAGAUCAACUCACUAGAAAGGCAAGAGAUGUGAGUUUGGGAAAGCGUCCAUUGUCGGAUUUUGUAGACUCGCGACUAAAGGGACAAGUUGAUAAGGAUGAUUUUGGAGACAUUUUACAGAUUGCAGUACUUUGUGUUGCCAAAUCAAGCACAGGACGCCCAACAAUUGGGGUUGUUUUUGACGAAUUGGACAAAGUCUACGGGAACAUAGAGGCGCGCAACAAGGCAACCCCAUCAACAUCAACAUCUAGCUCUAAUUGAUUCGUCUUCGAAGUGGCCGUGUAUAAUAUGUGUGCAUAAUUAAAAUUGAAGAAGUGAAAACAGAAGACGAAUAUGUACAUUACGGUACAUAUAAUAU
Molecule: messenger RNA, 1746 nt
Organism: Trifolium pratense (red clover)
Lineage: Eukaryota; Viridiplantae; Streptophyta; Magnoliopsida; Fabales; Fabaceae
Product: probable serine/threonine-protein kinase PBL28
Exons: 6
Coding region: 30-1649 (539 amino acids)
Biological process (GO): protein phosphorylation
Molecular function (GO): protein kinase activity; ATP binding
Source: RefSeq, a predicted model, not a curated record